UUCAAAUGUGCUGUCGUUUCUGGCUUUACUUAUAUCUUUAAUUAAUUCACAACCUGUGUUGUCUAACGUGCUUCGGACGUGAAAACAAAAGUGCCUGCUUGUAAAGAUAAAUCAGUGUUAUUUAAUAACUUACUUAACCCAAACAAGAUUUAACGGGAUUGUGUCGUAGGGAGCGGCUGUACAACACGUCUGAUGGAGCUGAAAUGAUGCACAGUAAGAUGUAUCACUGUGAACAGGACAAUAAACCUGACAAUCGUCUCUUGGCUUUUCAUUUUCGCCUAAAUGCACAACAUUUACUAAACGUUUAGUAUUUACGUCCUGAACAGGUGACGCACAAGAAGAUGAAAACUGACUCGUUAAAGACAGAAAAUGUAUCCAGAAAAAAGAAAACACCUAAACGACGGGAAAAUGUUAAUGUCUCAAAUGGUGAAACCAUCAACAUUUCCCCAGAUAAAACCAAUACAUUACCUCACACACAGGACUGUCUUAUGGACGUCUCUACUGAGGUUACAAACAAAAGACAUGAUUCAGGAGAACUGGAAGCUUUGGGAGUCCUAACAGUGCCAUCUCAGCAUGAGAAGGUGUUAUCUGGAAAACAACUCAAAAUAAAUCUGCAACCUCUUGAUUUUAGAGCCAUCGGUCCAAAAGCAGAACCAGAUUGUCUUCCCUUAAAUCCACCAGACAUUGCGAUCAAAACUGAGGCCGAUGUUUAUGAAGCAUUGCAAAGAGAGUGUGACCUGAGUGUAAAGGAGGAAAAUGAAGACGACUGGAAAGAGAUUAAGCAGGAACCAUCAGAUGAAAACUCUUUGGAUGGUUUUGAGCAGGAGAUCAACACUGCUUCCUCUUCUCAGAUUUUGCCCUGUCCCCAUUGCUCUGUGACUUUUACCGAAUUCUCACACCUUGACAAGCAUAUCAAAUGGUCUCACCGAAGUGAAUACCUGGCCUGGGUGAAAUACCAUAAAGUAUACAGUUGCUCUAAAAUAUCCUCCGGGAUGCUCUGUUGCUCCUCGUGCCAUUUUCGUUUCUUCUCUCAGAGGCAGCUUGAGUCACAUAUGCGCAAGAUCCAUCUCCCCAGGCCCAAACCCACCAAAAAACGCUACACCUGCCCGCAGUGCGAUCGCAGCUUCGAUUAUAUUCGUAAUCUGCAAAAUCACUGCCGCCGUUGUCACGGCUUAGCCACCGUGGCUAAAGAUGGACACGUAAACUGUGCUAAAUGUGGGAAAAGCUUUGAUGGAGUGUGGGGUGUCGGACCGCAUCGCUGCCACGAUCCAGAUGAGGACAAAAAACUGGAGGCUGGAGCAGAUGGACCCGUAUGCACAGACCGUGGGUAUUUGUGCAAAGUCUGCGGGAAGAACUUUCCAAGACUUCAAUCUCUGACUAUACACCAGCGCACUCACACCGGCGAGAAGCCGUUUGCCUGUCAAGAGUGUGACCAUAAGUUUGGUGACAGGGGAAGCCUGCGGAAACACAAGUUGGUCCAUUCAGGGGUCAAGCCCUAUAAAUGCCCCGAAUGUGAUAAAGACUUCUCCAGGAUGAGUCACCUCACCUGUCACCUACGCACACAUACAGGGGAAAGACCCUACCCGUGCCUCCAAUGCGGGAUGAAAUUCAGCCACAGGUCAACGGUCCGCAUCCACAUGCGGGUUCACUCUAAGGAAAAAUCGUUUUCUUGUCCCGACUGCGGGAAAGCUUUUGCGGCUCCGAAGUAUGUGGAGAUCCACCGGAAAACUCACAACCCCCAUACCAUGCUUCAGUGCAACGUGUGCGGCAAGGCGUUUUCACGGGAAGAUGUGUUGAGGAAACAUCUCCGCAUCCACUCGGGAGAACGGCCGUACCACUGUGAUACUUGUGGCAAACGCUUCAACCGCAUCCAGCACCUGAAAAUCCACCAGCGCACGCACACUGGAGAAAAACCUUACCGUUGUGAGCAGUGCGGCACCAGCUACUCCCAGUCUGGCGAUCUGACCAGACACAUGAGAACACACACAGGAGAAAAACCCUUCGCCUGUUCCGAGUGUGACCAUCGCUUUAACAACUCUGGUGACCUGGGCAAGCACAUGCGUACUCACACGGGCCAAAGGCCCUAUCUGUGUACAGAAUGUGGGAAACGAUUUCUCAUGCCCCAGCACCUGAAAUCACACAUUCGGACACACACUGGAGAGAGACCGUAUAUCUGCCCGCGAUGUCCUCGCACCUUUAGUCGGUCACACCACCUGUCCCAACACAUGGAAAAGCACCUUGUGUAAUCUCGGUUUCGUUUUGGGAAAUAAAUUGGAAUUUCGUAUUGAUAAAUUGAAAAUCGAUUUGCAUUCAUGUAACAUCUUGAAGACAAUUAAAGUGUCAUUGAUUUCAGAUACGUAGACUUCCUUUUGGACUGAGUUAUUUUUUACAGUAUAUUAUUUAUCAUGGAGUUAGUAAGCAUGGCUAGUGAUGCAAACAUUGAAGAUAUGAACCAAAUGGAGUGAAUCCCUAAAUUAAUAAUAAUUUAAAAAAUGCUUUAAAGUGACUCAGCAUGGCUAGCACUGUUUCUUUUGAAAUAAAAAAUAGCUUGUGUUAAUAGUUGUUUAAUAAUAAAUGAUUUGUGAAGCAUUAUAGUGUCAUCUAUUUACAACUUGACUUGCAAACCUAUAGCAUAGGACUUUAAGUUAUUUUGUGACUGCUUCUUGCCCAUUUAAUUUUUAUAAUGAACAUACUGUAUAUGGUAAUGGUUUAAUGAUGUUAUAAUUUAUGGUGAUAGUCGCUUUACUGAUUGUAUCUAAAUGUCUGCAUAUGUGUUUUACUAAAACUGUUGGGACUAUU
Paramisgurnus dabryanus is the source of this 2799-nucleotide messenger RNA. RefSeq lists its product as uncharacterized. Lineage: Eukaryota; Metazoa; Chordata; Actinopteri; Cypriniformes; Cobitidae. Gene Ontology annotation, cellular component: nucleus. The record is from RefSeq and is a predicted model, not a curated record. Gene Ontology annotation, molecular function: RNA polymerase II cis-regulatory region sequence-specific DNA binding; DNA-binding transcription activator activity, RNA polymerase II-specific. Gene Ontology annotation, biological process: regulation of transcription by RNA polymerase II.